Molecule: messenger RNA, 1158 nt
Organism: Scheffersomyces coipomensis
Lineage: Eukaryota; Fungi; Ascomycota; Pichiomycetes; Serinales; Debaryomycetaceae
Gene: NIT3
Product: putative hydrolase
Exons: 1
Coding region: 241-1152 (303 amino acids)
Biological process (GO): oxaloacetate metabolic process; L-glutamine metabolic process
Cellular component (GO): mitochondrion
Molecular function (GO): omega-amidase activity
Source: RefSeq, a predicted model, not a curated record
AUUUAAUCUUGAUUUGUAGGGUAAAUCUUUAAUUUUCGCAAUUAUCUUCUUUAGGACGAUAAAAGGUGUGGCCCAAAAAAAUAUGAGUAACCAACCUUAGGGCGAUUUUAGCGGAAGCCAAAAUUAGUCAGAAAUCAAAUCAGAUAAUUGAAAUAUAUAUAACUUGUCAUUAAUCACUUCAAAGUAUACUCAAUUGCUGGUUGAACUAAUAUAAAAAUUGAUAUAUCACAUUUACAGAAAAUGACUUCAGCUGCAGUUUUGAAAAGUCCAUUGGCCAAAUCAUUAAAGGUUGCUCUUAUUCAAUUAAAAGCUGGUGCAGAUAAGACUGCCAAUUUAGCCAAAGUCACCAAAUUCAUCGAUGAAGCUGUCAAAACAUCUACAGUCGGUGCUCUUGAUUUAAUCAUGUUACCAGAAUGUUUCAACAGUCCUUAUGCUGUCGAUCAAUUCCGUAAUUAUGCUGAAUUGAUUCCAACUGGUGAAACAACUUCUAUUUUAUCCCAAUUAGCUAAGAAACAUGAAGUGUUUAUCAUUGGAGGUUCUAUUCCAGAAUUAGAUGGGGAAAAAGUUUAUAAUACUUCUUUAACAUUCAAUCCUAAGGGUGAAAUAAUAGCUAAACAUCGUAAAGCUCAUUUAUUUGAUAUUGAUAUUCCAAACGGUAUUACGUUUAAAGAAUCAAUUAGUUUAAGUGGUGGUGAUAAAGCUACUGUUUUCAAAUUAGGCGAGUUUGGUAAUGUUGGGUUAGGUAUUUGUUAUGAUAUCAGAUUCCCUGAAUUAGCUUUAAUUGCUUCUCGUGCUCCUCAUAAUUCAUUUGCUAUGUUUUAUCCAGGUGCUUUUAAUACUACUACAGGUCCAUUACAUUGGCAUGUAUUAGCCAGAUCUAGAUCUAUUGAUAAUGAAAUAUAUACAGUGUUAUGUAGUCCUGCCAGAGAUGUUGAAGGUGGCGGUUAUCAAGCUUACGGCCAUUCCUUAGUGGUUGAUCCAUAUGGUAAAGUCAUUGCUGAAGCUGGUGAAGGUGAAGAAAUCUUAUUUGCUGAAUUGGAUAAGGAUUUAUUACCAAAAGCCAGAGAAUCUAUCCCAGUUCAUUAUCAACGUAGAUUUGAUAUUUACGGAGAUUUUGUUGGUGAUGGUAAAUCUAAAGUAAGUGAUUUAUAGAUGACA